CGGUCCACUAGGGGACCGUGGACAGCUCCCGUCUGAGGAGCAGAGCAACACAGGAGGAGGAGAGGGCUGGACAUGGGGGAGCCACCGAACAGGCCCGUAUGAUCGAGAACAACAAAAUUCGGAUGUGCACUCACCGGGGGAAGAAACACAAAGAGAGCAGAGUGGAGAGGCCACCGGAGGACGGGGAAACAAGCGCGGAAGUGAAGGGAAAAGGGGGAUACGGCUACUGACCCAUCCCGGCGCGUCAGGGGGGAGAAGAGGCGAGGAGAGAGGAAGGAGGAGAAGAAGGAGAAAUAUUUCCGCUCGACCUGAUGGACUGACGACAGAUGAAUGAAGACUGCCUACACUAACGCCUAUCGAUGCCUGGCCAAGGACCUGGACGCUUACGCCAUGAAUACGGACAUGACAAUGGACGGCAUCGGCAGCCUGCACGGCGGGGUGGCGGUGAGCUCUGUGGCCCCUGACGUGGAGCUGAUGAGCGGCCACAGCCCUCACCACGGCCGCGGGAGCUCUUCGGGGGCGGUGGGGGGCCACGGGGCGGCGGCAGCGGCUGCCCUGCGGAUACACCAGGACCUGGCUGCCGCUGCCGCGUCAUCGCGCUCGGCCAUGGUGUCCGGCAUGGCCAGCAUCCUGGACGGUAGUGGGGAGUACCGUCCGGAUCUGUCCCUGCCGCUGCACCACGCCAUGAGCGUCCCCUGCGACACGUCCUCUCCCGGCAUGGGGAUGAGCGGCACUUACACCACCCUAACCCCGCUGCAGCCGCUCCCCCCCAUUUCCACCGUGUCCGACAAGUUCCAUCACCACCACCACCACCACCAUCACCAGCGGCUUUCCGGCAAUGUCAGCGGGAGCUUCACUCUGAUGCGGGACGAGCGUGGGCUGCCGGGCAUGAACAACAUUUACAACCCCUACCACAAGGAUCCCAUGUCCGGGAUGGGUCAGAGCCUUUCCCCGGUGCUCGGCAAUGGCCUGGGCUCCCUCCACAACACCCAGCAGGGUCUCCACAACUACGGCGCCACCACGCACGGAGGUCACGACAAGAUGCUCAACUUCGACCCCACCAUGCUCACCAGAGGGGACCACCACCAGCACCGAGGCCUCGGUGGCCCGGCGGGCGGGAUGAUGCCUCACCUGAACGGCAUGCACCACCCAGGACAUCCUGUGUCGUCAACGGGACAGCCCCCCCACCCCCACCUCCAUUCUCCAUCUCACGGGCCCGUGUUAGCUUCCACCAGGGAAAGGCCGCCCUCCUCCUCUGGGACGCCGGGGGGGAACAGUUCGGGGCAGCUCGAGGAAAUCAACACCAAGGAAGUGGCACAGAGGAUCACAGCCGAGCUGAAACGGUACAGCAUUCCUCAGGCCAUCUUCGCCCAGAGGGUCCUGUGCCGUUCCCAGGGGACGCUCUCGGACCUGCUGAGGAACCCCAAACCCUGGAGUAAACUAAAGUCGGGCCGGGAGACCUUUAGGCGCAUGUGGAAGUGGCUGCAGGAGCCCGAGUUUCAGAGGAUGUCGGCUCUCAGACUGGCAGCGUGCAAGCGGAAGGAGCAAGACACAGCAAAGGAACGCAACAACACACCAAAGAAAUCCCGGCUGGUCUUCACCGACCUGCAGAGGCGAACACUGCUGGCCAUCUUCAAAGAAAACAAGCGACCUUCCAAAGAGAUGCAGCUCACCAUCUCGCAGCAACUGGGCCUCGAACUCACCACCGUCAGCAAUUUCUUCAUGAACGCCCGCCGUCGGAGUCUGGACAAAUGGACAGAUGACGGAGCUAGUCCCGGCGCCCAAUCUUCAGCGUCCAGCACUUGUACCAAAGCGUGACAAUAGGUGGCUGGG
Syngnathus typhle (broad-nosed pipefish) is the source of this 1833-nucleotide messenger RNA. It is a transcript of the gene onecut2, whose product is annotated as one cut homeobox 2. The record is from RefSeq and is a predicted model, not a curated record. Lineage: Eukaryota; Metazoa; Chordata; Actinopteri; Syngnathiformes; Syngnathidae. The coding region runs from base 331 to 1818 and encodes 495 amino acids. The transcript is spliced from 2 exons. Gene Ontology annotation, cellular component: nucleus. Gene Ontology annotation, biological process: regulation of transcription by RNA polymerase II. Gene Ontology annotation, molecular function: RNA polymerase II cis-regulatory region sequence-specific DNA binding; DNA-binding transcription factor activity, RNA polymerase II-specific.